UUCUACAGCUCUCAAAGACUCAAACCAUGAUGUUCCUUGGAGAAUCUUGGGUCUUAAUUGUAGCUUUAAGACUCGUGCCGGAAAACGAUACGUCCCCGUUUCGACAAGUGUAAUAUAAGUAAAUAACCGAGGGCAUAUCGGUCAUAUCCGCUAAUAAGCAAUUUAUGGUUCUUCGCUUCUCCUCCUCCUUCGCUCUCUCAAGCCCCCACUCUCCGUUGACUACUGACACUCGCCGUCUUCAUCUUCCCUCAAUGAUGGUCGGUGGUCUACUACGCUUCCUAGUUUCUCUACUCGCCGUAGCAAUUUGCAAUGCGGCUUCGAUUUCUCAGCCGAUUUCAGAAUCUCACAGAUCCGCGGCUCUCGACUUUGCGUUGUGUAAGUCUGAUUUAAGCUCAGCCACGUGUGAGAAUGUGGUUAAAGUUCUAGCGUCGCCUUCUUCUGCUUUGAGAGUUAAUGGGAUUCUUAAAUGCAAUCUGGAGAAGAUGUUCCUAAGGACAUUGUCUGUCUCUAAACUUCAAGCUCGCGCUAAGGAUGCCAAGUUAUUGCUUGACUUCUACUAUUCUGUCAGAGGCUUAGUGCUUGUCAAGGAGCAAUUUUCUGGAACUGAUCUAAGUCUUGCUGAUGCCGAAGCCAUUUUCCCUUCAAUAAAGGCUCUCAGCCAGAGUGAUGGAAGAUGGCGCUACAGCUCCAACAAUCCGGAAUCAAGCACCUUUGGUGCUGGCUUAGCAUUCGAAACUCUUGCUGGAGUGAUUUCAUUAGCACCUUCAGGGAUUGAUCAGUCAAUGGUAAGAGAGAUCUUUGAUCCAGACACUGAGACGGGUAUCUUGAAGCUUUUUGACAGAAUCCAAAAAUAUGACGAUGGGACAUUUUACUUCGAUGAUAGUGAAGGCCCGAUCUCAACAACUGCAUCAGUAAUUAGAGGGCUCACGUCAUUUUCAGCUUCAGAAUCCACAGGAUUGAACCUUCCAGGUGAUAAGAUAGUUGGUUUGGCCAAGUUCUUUCUUGGUGUCGGAAUUCCUGGAGAUGCCAAGGAUUUCUUCAACCAAAUAGAUGCACUAGCUUGUUUGGAAGAUAACAGGCAAUGCUACUUUCUUGCUCUCUUUAUGCAAUUUCUCUUUGUUUUAUUUCAGUUCUCUGUUCCACUCAUCUUGUCUCUUCCAUCUACUGUCAUUUCAUUGACAAAGAAAGAGCUUCUGAAGGUUAAAGUUAGCACUGUACUCGGUUCUAAGGCACCAGCUCUUAGUGUGAAGGUCGCAGAAGCGCUAAAUUCAAAGGGCUCUAAGUUUGACGCUGACAGUGCAACGUACUUCUUGGACUCCUUUCCCAAGAACCUUGAUGUUGGGAAGUAUACAUUUGUAUUUGAGAUUUUGCUUGAUGAGUCGGCAAAUGAAAAAGCUUACGUAACUGAAGCUCAAACAAAAGUGCCUAUAGCCGCCACAGGAGCUAUUAGCAUUGAGAACGCAGAAAACUGCUAUUUAACUAAAGAUGAGGCAGUAUCAUUAUCAGCAAACCAUCUCCAAAAGCUACGUCUGUCAUUCCAGUUAACUACUCCACUUGGCCUUGUUUUUAAGCCACACCAGGCAUUUCUCAAACUGAAACAUGAGUCACAGGAUUUUCUUGGAUUGGUUGAGAAGCUCUACUACCUUUCUGGUAAAUAUGAGAUCCAGCUAACUAUUGGAGAUGCUGACACGGUUGGGAGCGAACAUAAAGAGCUUCCCAUCAUCGAUUGGAGCUGCAAACAUCCGCUCUACUAUUCCACGGCGGCAUCGGAGCUGUUCUGCUUCUCUACGUGCUAUUCUGUUGGAUCUGUUCACGACACUAAAGGCACUUUCUUUGUUGGAGUGUUUCUGUUGUUCGUUGGACACAGCACACUCUCUCACCUCGCAGCAGCAUCGAACAAGUUGAAAUCUGCUUGAAGAAUGUAUUCAACUAUGGUGGAUUCUGUGUUCCAUGGAGCAGUUUUUUUUCUUUCCAGUUUUGUAGCAUUACUUUAAUAUAGAUAAUGGUGAUAG
Arabidopsis arenosa is the source of this 2012-nucleotide messenger RNA. NCBI's taxonomy places the organism in Eukaryota, Viridiplantae, Streptophyta, Magnoliopsida, Brassicales, Brassicaceae. The record is from the annotation of a GenBank genome assembly.